CCCCCCCCCCCCCCCUCACCGGGGCGAGGAUCGUGGACUAGAGGCGCGUGACGUCAUCAUGCCAGGUAGAGAGUGAGGGGCGGCUCGGGCGUCGAGGUGGAGGGCAGUAACGCUGCGGGUGCGUGCUAGAGGUGGCGUCUUCAUCCGCGGCGAACACCUUUCGGGCUCGGAGGGCUCUCGGACGCGCGGACGAUGAUGGACGGCGGGCCGCCACCGCUCGCGCUGCCGCUGGUGGUUCUCCUCGCCAUUGCGGGAGGCGGCCUCGGGGCAGACACGGAGGAGCGCUUGGUGGAGCAUCUCCUCAACCCGGCCCACUACAACAAGCUCAUCCGACCCGCCACCAACGACUCGGAGCUGGUGACCGUGCAGCUGAUGGUGUCGCUGGCCCAGCUCAUCAGCGUGCAUGAACGGGAGCAGGUGAUGACCACCAACGUGUGGCUCACGCAGGAGUGGCAGGACUACCGUCUGACCUGGGUCCCCGAGGAGUUCGACGGGAUGCUGAAGGUGCGGCUGCCCUCCAAGCACAUCUGGCUCCCUGACGUGGUGCUCUACAACAACGCUGACGGCGUGUACGAGGUCUCCUUCUACUCCAACGCCGUGGUCUCCUACGACGGCAGCAUCUUCUGGCUGCCCCCCGCCAUCUACAAGUCGGCCUGCAAGAUCGAGGUCAAGCACUUCCCUUUCGACCAGCAGAACUGCACGCUGCGCUUCCGCUCCUGGACCUACGACCGCACCGAGGUGGACCUGGUGCUGCGCGCCGACGUGGCCAGCAUGGACGACUUCACGCCCAGCGGCGAGUGGGACAUCAUCGCCCUGCCGGGCCGGCGCAACGAGAACCCCACCGACCCCACCUACGUGGACAUCACGUACGACUUCAUCAUCCGCAGGAAGCCGCUGUUCUACACCAUCAACCUCAUCAUCCCGUGCGUGCUCAUCACCUCGCUGGCCAUCCUGGUCUUCUACCUGCCGUCCGACUGCGGCGAGAAGAUGACGCUGUGCAUCUCGGUGCUGCUGGCGCUCACCGUCUUCCUGCUGCUGAUCUCCAAGAUCGUGCCGCCCACCUCGCUGGACGUGCCGCUGGUGGGGAAGUACCUGAUGUUCACCAUGGUCCUGGUCACCUUCUCCAUCGUCACCAGCGUGUGCGUGCUCAACGUGCACCACCGCUCGCCCACCACGCACACCAUGCCGCCGUGGGUCAAGCUGGUGUUCCUCAACAAGCUGCCCGCGCUGCUCUUCAUGCGCCAGCCGCGCAACAGCUGCGAGCGCCAGCGGCUGCGGCAGCGGCGGCGGGUGCAGGAGCAGAAGGAGGGCGGGCGCGGCGGCGAGGCGGGGGCCCUGAUGGUGGGCCUGGGCCUGGCCGGCGCCGGCGGGAACGGAGGGGGGGCCUCGGCGGGCGUGUUCGGCAAGGACGAGGGCGACCCCUGCACCUGCUACGUCAACCGGGCGUCGGUGAAGCAGUUCGGGGGGGACCUGGGAGCCGGAGGGUCCAUGGACGGCAUCAACAGGGUGAGGGAGGGAGGGGGCCCGGCCAACCUGCCCAGGGGGAAGCAGGCGGCGGGGGGGCCCGCUCUGACCCAGGCCCUGCUGGCUCAGGCCUGCCCGGGCUUCGAGGAGGCCGUGGAGGGCGUGCGCUUCAUCGCCAACCACAUGAAGAGCGAGGACGACGACCAAAGCGUCAGCGAGGACUGGAAGUACGUUGCCAUGGUGAUCGACCGCCUCUUCCUGUGGAUCUUCGUGUUCGUGUGCGUGUUCGGCACCAUGGGCAUGUUCCUGCAGCCGCUGUUCCAGAACUACACGGCCAAGACCAUCAGCCACUCGCCGGGCUGAGCGCCGCUCCGCCGCGCGCGCCCUGACACGCAGCUCCCCGCGACCGAUCGGCACGGCGGCACGAGGGGCGGACGAGCGGGAGCUGGCUCGGGUUUUGUUGUGUCUGCGAACUGGAACCAGAACUGGAACUCAACAGCAAUCACGUCCAUUAUCUUUAUAGUAAAGUUUUUUGAAAUGAACAACAGACUUUCUUGUAUGAAGAGAAAGGGAAACCACCAUCAUACUGUCCUGCAUCCUCUUUUUUUUUGUCCAAGCGUUUAAUGGACUGACCCCCCCCCCCUUCUGUUGGAAAGGCCACUUCCUCCUCACCCCUUCAGCCAAUCAGGGAGCCUGCAUACCAGGAUCGUUGAACCUUUGGCCAGCCAAUCAGGACUCACAGACGGGCUGAGAUGACAUGACGUGCCCGCCCUCCACCCUGACAUUACUCGUUCACAACUUGAUUGACAUCGGUCUGAGCUAAUCAGAGAGUGAAGGGAGGUUCACCGAGGCUGUUAUACAAUUCAUCAUUUUUUCAGAAAAUGUCAAACCUGCAAACUGAUUCUGUCCAUUCGCUCGUAGUGGCUGACCACAUUAUAGCACUGAGUAUAUAUCAGUAUGAUUUCUCUAUGUGUUAGCUCAUGCAAGGGUCUGUUGUCAACAGAGAGACUAAGGUGUGUUGUCUGAUUGUAUAGAUAUAACAAGAAUGUGAUUUCAUUCAUAUUACACAGCCUGUGACGUGCACACAACAGGGUAUAGUCACACUGAAUAAAGAGGCGGCUGGAUUAUAUGAGCGCAGAGGGAUGAAGGGCCAGAUUAUGCAUGGACAGCUUUGCUCAUGAGCGUAUGAGUGCAGCCUGCUGUGGCCCAGCACACAGCUGCAGCACCAUGAGUCCGGCGCCGGAGACUGCGGUGGUUCUGGCUUCGCUCGUGGCAGGCGGUGAAACUUGAUUUCACCAAAAAAAGCCAGUAUUUAGAGAGUCAUGGGGAAAAGAGAUCAGUAUUAAACAAAGUGACGUGUAAAUUUAAAUAUGUUGAUGGGAGGAUGUGGAUUUUGUCAUGACGACUAGAUAAGCUAUGUGUGUUAAUAUGUAACUUCACAACUGUUUCUUUUCUGUCAUUGCUGUGACUGUCAGAUCAGAGUAAGACAGUGUCUCACUUGUCCAUCCUGCUCCUCUCCUGCCUUUAUUGGAUUAUAACAUUAACAGCGUGCGUGUGUGUGUGUGUGUGCGUGCGUGCGUGUGUGUGUGUGUGUUACAGUACAGCAUACUGUACUGUAUAUGCAUCUCCCCCGCCCUGUCUGCUCAUGUCUGCCGAUCUCUCCUCUCCUGCUUCUCUUGCCUUCUGACGUUUAUUCAAAUUAAUAUAAUCAUAACCUACAUUUUCUAAACACCUAUUCAUUAAAGCACUUUCCCUUUCGAUGGAACGGUUGACCGAUGGGAUGCGUAAGAAUAAAAAACAAGUUAUAAUAAACAGAUGAAUAGUACUAAUGCUGUAAUGCUAAUGAUAAUAAAUGUUGCAGCUGAGGACAAGCAGCUCCAUAAAGCGAGCACAAACCAGACAGUGAGGAGGAACAACAGGCAGGAAACCACUAUAAACCUCUGAUAAACGCUGUCUGAUCCUCAGCACUGUCACUUUCUGGGAGUUUCUCUGGCUUUUUACAGUUGGAAGCUGUGUGUGUGUGUGUGUGUGUGUGUGUGUGUGUGUGUGUGUGUGUGUGUGUGUGUGUGUGUGUGUGUGUGUGUGUGUGUGUGUGUGUGUGUGUGUCUCGCUCUCUGUCUUCGGACGACAGGAUAACCCAGAGGGAGCUCUAAAACCCCAGAGCGAGUGUGAAAAGCCAGUCAGACCUGUGAAAACUGUAAUCUCCACGGCUCCACACGGACAAAAUGCCGCUGUCCGUCCUCGUUGGCCUCUCCACUCUCCCUCCUUUACUCUCACCCCCUCCAUCUCUCACCUCCUCCUUUCUGACUCUCCAGUCUGCUCCUGUGCACACCUUAAUCGGUCCAAUAAAGGUUGUAGGUUCAGAUUUAUCAAA
Betta splendens (Siamese fighting fish) is the source of this 3838-nucleotide messenger RNA. RefSeq names its product cholinergic receptor, nicotinic, beta 2 (gene chrnb2). The transcript is spliced from 6 exons. The record is from RefSeq and is a predicted model, not a curated record. Lineage: Eukaryota; Metazoa; Chordata; Actinopteri; Anabantiformes; Osphronemidae. Gene Ontology annotation, cellular component: synapse; neuron projection; postsynaptic membrane. Gene Ontology annotation, molecular function: acetylcholine-gated monoatomic cation-selective channel activity; transmembrane signaling receptor activity. Gene Ontology annotation, biological process: chemical synaptic transmission; nervous system process; monoatomic ion transmembrane transport. The coding region runs from base 193 to 1827 and encodes 544 amino acids.